Meriones unguiculatus (Mongolian gerbil) is the source of this 1074-nucleotide messenger RNA. Its product is annotated as basic salivary proline-rich protein 2. The coding region runs from base 1 to 1074 and encodes 357 amino acids. The record is from RefSeq and is a predicted model, not a curated record. The transcript has 2 exons. Lineage: Eukaryota; Metazoa; Chordata; Mammalia; Rodentia; Muridae.
AUGCUGGUGGUCCUGCUCACAGUGGUCUUGCUGGCCCUGAGUUCUGCUCAGGGACCAGGUGAAGAAUUUCAGAACCUAAACCAGAUCUUCAAUCAGAGACCACCUCCUCCAGGAUACCCACAAAGACCUUCUGGUAAUGGAAAUCAAGGUGUUGCUCCUCCUCAAGAACCACCACAUGGAGGAAAUCAGCACCAAGGUCAACCCCCUCCAUCUGGAAACCAGCAAGGCCCACCACCACAGCAGGGAGGCCAGCCUAACAGACCCCCUCAGCCUGGAAACCAGCAAGGCCCACCACCACAGGGAGGCCAGGGACCUAACAGACCCCCUCAGCCUGGAAACCAGCAAGGCCCACCACAGCAGGGAGGCCAGGGACCUAACAGACCCCCUCAGCCUGGAAACCAGCAAGGCCCACCACCACAGGGAGGCCAGGGACCUAACAGACCCCCUCAGCCUGGAAACCACCAAGGACCACCACCACAGCAGGGAGGACAGCCCAACAGACCCCCUCAGCCUGGAAACCAGCAAGGACCACCACCCCAGGGAGGACAGCCCAACAGACCCCCUCAGCCUGGAAACCAGCAAGGCCCACCACAGGGAGGACAGCCCAACAGACCCCCUUUCCCUGGAAACCAGCAAGGCCCACCACCACAGGGAGGACAGCCUAACAGACCACCUCAGCCUGGAAACCAGCAAGGCCCACCACCACAGCAGGGAGGACAGCCCAACAGACCCCCUCAGCCUGGAAACCAGCAAGGCCCACCACCACAGGGAGGACAGCCCAACAGACCCCCUCAGCCUGGAAACCAGCAAGGCCCACCACCACAGGGAGGACAGCCUAACAGACCACCUCAGCCUGGAAACCAGCAAGGCCCACCACCACAGGGAGGACAGCCCAACAGACGCCCUCAGCCUGGAAACCAGCAAGGCCCACCACCACAGGGAGGACAGCCCAACAGACCCCCUCAGCCUGGAAAUCAGCAAGGCCCACCACCACAGGGAGGACAGCCUAACAGACCCCCUCAGCCUGGAAACCAGCAAGGUACACCACAAUCUUCCCAAUGGGACAGACCAUAG